Molecule: messenger RNA, 1146 nt
Organism: Theileria equi strain WA
Lineage: Eukaryota; Apicomplexa; Aconoidasida; Piroplasmida; Theileriidae
Product: signal peptide containing protein
Exons: 3
Coding region: 1-1146 (381 amino acids)
Source: RefSeq, a predicted model, not a curated record
AUGAGGAUCUCGGAACUGCUCUGGGCGCUAUGGUUGGUGGGAGUAUGUUACUGCAACAACGAGAGCGAAACUAACCCAUUGUUGUUUGAUGCUGGAAUGACAAGAGACGAUUGUCUCUCUGUUCUUAACCUCAAAGCCAAGGCUGAUGCCAAAGUCAGCAAUCUUACCUAUGAUGGUGAACACGUAUGGUCCGGAGUAGGAAUUAUAUAUAAUUCAUUAUGCUCCUUUGUUACCAUCUACUUUGAUGACGAUCUCCCGUUGCUUAUUGUUAUAAAGAUUAAGGGUUUUUUUGGUCGGGAUUCUACAGUCUACAAGCACUAUGAUGGAAAGAAGUGGCAAAAUGGUAACGAGAAUGACCAUAAUAGUAGGCUGACCGUCCUGAAGGAGAAGUGUGAGUCUAACAGUGAAUCUGAAAAUCCCAUUUGUCUUGAAUGUUCUUCUUCCCAUCCUACCAAUGAAGCGUCUAGAGAGGAAUGUAAGUUUACUCCAAAACGUGAUCCAAAUGUCCUUGAUAUUUCCAACCCGGAUAACUCGGAGGUAAGAUUCAAGGCUGGUAAUAAAAACGGAGUUAAGUGUGAGAGUUAUUGUCCAAAGGAAGGUCAUUGUAUCUCUUCCGUUAUGGACGGUAGAAUUGCACUUUGGAUUGGUCUUGAGGGUGAAAGGUGUGAGUUUGUAACUUUGCUAUCAAAGGGUGAUUUGACUCUUUUAGCUCUAGAUAUUAAAGAUGGUGGUGAUACUGAUACUAGAUAUUUUGAAAAAAAUUACGAUGAAUGGGAUGAUCUCCCCGGUAACAAAUUUCAUUCUAUACUUUGUAUGAUGAUGGGAAUGUCUGGGCAAUCAUUUCAAUCCUACAAACAUUCCAAUCGCUCUCAUGUAUUUAUCACUUGCGCAGUAUUCAUUCUGACAUCCGUUACAGAAAUCGACCUUGAAAAGACCGUGGCUCUAUUUCAAUACUAUGACGAAGAUACGAAAUGUGCAAUUGUGUCUGAUCAAAACUUUGAGGAUAAGUCAAUUCCAAUGAGCCUAAUCGGAUGCUCUCAAGACCAUCUCGUCGCUGGAGAUGAGUUGAAUCUGCACUGCCAUGAGGAUGCUAUUGUCAAGAUUACACUACCAACUAGUGUACUGUCCAGGAUCAAGAAAAAGUAG